Castor canadensis (American beaver) is the source of this 2084-nucleotide messenger RNA. It is a transcript of the gene Zbtb25, whose product is annotated as zinc finger and BTB domain containing 25. Gene Ontology annotation, biological process: regulation of transcription by RNA polymerase II. Lineage: Eukaryota; Metazoa; Chordata; Mammalia; Rodentia; Castoridae. Gene Ontology annotation, cellular component: nucleus. Gene Ontology annotation, molecular function: protein binding; DNA-binding transcription factor activity, RNA polymerase II-specific. The record is from RefSeq and is a predicted model, not a curated record.
GGGAAGAGCACUGUAAUAUGUAUAUUAGUGAUUGCUCAUCUGUCUGCUGCCCAAGCUACUGCCAACCUCCAAACACCUAACCCCACACCCACACCCGACCACUGACCUCCCUAGACUGUGGUCUGUCUGGCUAGUGAGGAAAUCUCAUUUUUUUUCUUCACGAUCUGCUCUUUCAAAAGAUGUUACCCAGCCACCCAGUGAUGCCUUUAUACUGAGCUGCCUCAUCCCUAAUGCACCAGGGCUUUCUGCACAGGAGGGUAGAGAAGGUGGUGAAGUACAGCCCCCACCUGCCUGAAUUCAAGUACUCCUGAAUGUCCUUGCUGCUCACGAAACACAAUGGAUACUGUUAGCCAUAGCCUUGUUCUUCUGCAGCAGUUGAACAUGCAGCGAGAAUUUGGUUUUCUGUGUGAUUGCACAGUUGCUAUUGGAGAUGUGUACUUCAAAGCCCACAGAGCGGUGCUUGCUGCUUUUUCAAACUAUUUCAAGAUGAUAUUUAUUCACCAAACAAGUGAAUGCAUAAAAAUACAACCAACUGACAUCCAGCCCGACAUAUUCAGCUACUUGUUGCAUAUUAUGUACACAGGGAAAGGGCCAAAACAGAUUGUGGAUCAUAGCCGUUUGGAGGAAGGGAUUCGAUUUCUUCAUGCUGACUACCUUUCUCAUAUUGCAACUGAAAUGAAUCAAGUAUUCUCACCAGAAACUGUGCAGUCCUCAAAUUUGUAUGGCAUUCAGAUUUCAACAACCCAAAAAACAGUGGUCAAACAAGGGCUGGAAGUCAAAGAAACUCCUUCCAAUAACAGUGGAAAUAGAACUGCUGUCCAGGGUGACCACCCCCAGUUGCAGCUCUCUCUUGCUAUUGGGCUGGAUGAUGGCACUGCAGAUCAGCAGAGGGCCCAUCCUGCCUCCCAGGCCUUGGAGGAACACCAGAAGCCCCCAGUGUCCAUCAAACAGGAGAGAUGUGAUCCAGAAUCUGUGAUCUCCCAGGGUCACCCCUCACCCUCAUCAGAGGUGACAGGCCCCUCUUUUACAGAAAACAGUAUCAAAGUACACUUAUGCCAUUACUGUGGGGAACGUUUUGAUUCUCGUAGCAACCUAAGACAACAUCUCCAUACCCAUGUGUCUGGUUCCCUCCCAUUUGGUGUCCCUGCUUCCAUUCUGGAAAGCAAUGACCUUGGUGAAGUCCAUCCACUUAGUGAAAAUAAUGAGGCUCUUGACUGCCGCAGGCUCAGCUCCUUCAUUGUCAAGGAGAAUGAACAGCAGCCUGACCACUCAAACCGGGGUACCACAGAGCCUUUGCAGAUCAGUCAGGUAUCUUUGAUCUCCAAAGACACAGAGCCUGUAGAAUUAAACUGUAAUUUUUCUUUUUCAAGGAAAAGAAAAAUCAUUUGUACUAUCUGUGGUCAUAAAUUUCUUCGAAAGAGCCAGUUGCUGGAGCACAUGUAUGUUCACAAAGGUAAAUCUUACAGAUACAACCGAUGCCAAAGGUUGGGUAAUGCAUUGGCCCAAAGACUUCAGCCGUACUGUGACAACUGGUCUGAUGUCCCCCUGAAAAGUUCUCGCUUGUCUCAAGAACAUUUAGACUUGCCUUGUGCCUUAGAGUCAGAGCUCACACAAGAAAAUGUGGACACUAUCCUAGUUGAGUAGCAACUUCUCUUUGGAAAUAUUUAUGCCAGUCCUGAAGAAAAAUUCACAUGGCAUUUUUUUAUUCAUAAAUUAUUUUCCUCGAGUUCUAUUGAUUUAAAAAAAAAAAAAAUCCAUGGUUUAAAGUUGUGUAUAUUAGGCCUUCUUAUUAUAAGAAAUACUAGUACAUGACUCUUAAAAUGUAAACCUUCAGUUAGUCCUAUGAUCUUUUUAUAAAUUAAAUCACUGUUUAGAAAUCUGAAAUCAAUGUAGAAAUAUGGAAACUUUAGAUUGAAUGGUUAUUUAUAGAAUCUCAAGUUUUUUCAGGUUGCAGAAUCAGUAAAAUAAAGUUGAAUAUGAAGUGAAUGAAAUCUAUUUUAAAGAAUAUUCUAGAAAGUGUGGGUGUAGCUCAGUGGUAGAGUGCUUGCCUAGCAUGCAUGAGGCCCUAGGUUCAAUCCUUAGCA